Candidozyma auris is the source of this 1143-nucleotide messenger RNA. It is a transcript of the gene TIF5, whose product is annotated as translation initiation factor eIF5. The coding region runs from base 1 to 1143 and encodes 380 amino acids. Gene Ontology annotation, cellular component: cytosol. The record is from RefSeq and is a predicted model, not a curated record. NCBI's taxonomy places the organism in Eukaryota, Fungi, Ascomycota, Pichiomycetes, Serinales, Metschnikowiaceae. Gene Ontology annotation, molecular function: translation initiation factor activity; eukaryotic initiation factor eIF2 binding; GDP-dissociation inhibitor activity. Gene Ontology annotation, biological process: formation of cytoplasmic translation initiation complex; translational initiation; formation of translation preinitiation complex. The transcript has a single exon.
AUGCCUCCAAUCCAAUCGAAGGUGGAAGGUAGAGGUAACGGUAUCAAGACGGCCAUCCCCAACUUGAGCGAAGUUGCCAGAGCCUUGGGUAGACCUCCAGCAUACGUGGUCAAGUAUUUUGGUUCUGAAUUGGGUGCGCAGACGAAGAUUAACGAGGACGAAGACAGAUUCCUCGUUAACGGUGCCCACUCGCAAGCUGAACUACAAGACUCCUUGGACGGGUUCAUCAACAGAUUUGUUCUCUGCGGCGCUUGUAAGAACCCAGAGACUCAGAUCAUCAUCAAGAGCAAAGGAUUCUUGCAGAAAGACUGUAAAGCUUGCGGUCGUAUCACUGAUAUUGAUUUGAGACACAAGUUGUCCUCGUACAUCUUGAAGAAUCCUCCACCAACGUCCAGUGGCAAAAAAGCCGCCACCGCCCAGGCGAACGUCGUUGGUGGUGGUAAGUCCAUUUCCGAUAUUGCUCAGUCCGCCGACAACGGCGAGGCCAAGCAGGCCAACGGUGAUGAUGACGAUGAUGCUUUGACGAAAAAGAUCAAUGCCGAGGCAGCUGCUCUAGCUAACGAAACCGUCGAGGUCGCGGAUGACGACUGGGCCGUUGACAUGUCCAAGGAAGCUAUUGAGGCCAGAGCCAGAGAAUUGGAAGGUCUUUCGCUAAACGACUCUCAGACAAAGCUUACCGAAUUUGGUGAGUGGGUGUUGAAGGACGCCGGCGACGACAAGGAAGAUUUGCCUUCUGACAUUGAUAUUUACAAGAAGAUUGUCGAGUUGGAGCUCUUGGAAAAGCCAGAGGUGAUGCUCGUGUUGGGUCAAGUGUUGUUUGACGAGGAUAUUCUCGAGCAGCUCGAUCAGCAUCACGGAUUGUUGGUCAAGUUGAUCGAAGAGAAAAGCGACUAUGAAAAGGCCUUCUUGGGUGGUCUUGAGAGAUUCUUGGGCUUGGAGAAACCAGAGUUGAUUCCUCUUGUGCCAAAGAUUCUCGCUAAGAUGUACGAAAAGGAUUUGGCAAGUGAAGAGGAAAUUCUCAACUGGGGUCUGAAGGUUUCUAAGAAGUACGUCCCCAAGGAUGUGUCUAAAAAGGUGAGAAAGGCCGCCAAGCCAUUCAUCAAGUGGUUGAAGGAGGCCGACGAGGAAUCGGACGACGAAUAA